AUGCUUCCUAGCGGCAACAUUCCAAAGAAUGGACUUGACUUCUUCGCACAAUUCUUAUCCCACCUGAGAGAGGUGUGGCUGGAAACAUGUGAUCUAGCUGAGCAACAUUUGGCUGAAUGUCGCAUCAAUCAACUCGAAAAAAGAGGUAGUGACCGUGAACUCAUACUACGGCUCGCACAAAACGCGCAAACAUGGGCUAACCUUCGCAAAAUCUUGAAGGAACAAACAAAGACUGCUCAAGAGUUUGCUUCCAGUUACGCCUUUCGCUACAACGGAAUCCAGGGCUCCGAUGAGAUGGAUACUUUGCUAUCUGAUUUCACUACUACGAUAGGUAGGCGGCUCGACGGGCUCGAUCAGACCGUAAGAGAUCUGCUGCAGCUGGUACGUUCCGUCAGCGGACUUCCGAGUAAACUCCCCCCAGCUCAUUUUGUAAAGGAAUUCGCCUGGGUAUCGAUACACGAUGUUCAUAGGUCGAUCAGUAUCGCUACAAGCACGAAACGCCUGAGCUGGAUAACGUUCAUCUUUCUUCCUGCAAUGUUUACAUCGAGCCUGUUUGGCAUGAACGUCGAUAUCUUGAAAGACAACCCUGACUGGCGCUGGUUCUUCCUCGCUGGAAGCAUUUGUCUGGUAUCUACCAUAUGUGCUUGGCUGAUCUUCAAGUACUGUCCAAUUGAAUCAUGGAUCGAGAAAGAGGUCGGACAAAAGUUACGGCGCAUUGCGAAGGUUUCCGUACAAGUUGCUGCUGAACGAAAAGGAUCAAAGGAGCCGCAGAAGUUACCUACCUGA
This is a messenger RNA of Alternaria arborescens, 786 nucleotides long. RefSeq lists its product as hypothetical. The coding region runs from base 1 to 786 and encodes 261 amino acids. Gene Ontology annotation, molecular function: metal ion transmembrane transporter activity. The record is from RefSeq and is a predicted model, not a curated record. The transcript has 5 exons. NCBI's taxonomy places the organism in Eukaryota, Fungi, Ascomycota, Dothideomycetes, Pleosporales, Pleosporaceae. Gene Ontology annotation, cellular component: membrane. Gene Ontology annotation, biological process: metal ion transport; transmembrane transport.